AUGUUUCAUUUAAUUGUGUAUAGCGACGAAAGUCUACAAAAAGUAAAACGGUCGCUGAACGUUUUUGAAAAUAUUUAUGAUCAAAAUGGAAACAAGCUUGAAAAAUCAGUUGAACAAAAUAUUAAAAAAUGUAUGGAUUUAGAUGUUCCAAAAUGUAUUCAUAAAUUAAUUGAUAAUGAAAAUAAGGAUUAUAAAGAAUAUAUUAAUGAAUAUAAUUAUAAUUUUUAUCUUAGAAAAGAUAUUAUACAAUUUUAUACUUGUAAUUUAAUACAAUUAUAUAUUAAGGAUACAAAAAAUUGUGAUUUAUAUUUAAUUGAUGAAUAUGAAGAAGAAGAAAAAGAAAAAAAAGAAUUAAAAUGUAAAGAUGACAAACAAAAAAAUAAAAAUACACAAAAUUUAUAUACAAAAGAAAAACAUGCACUUGAUGAAAAUAAUGUUUUGUCAUCAUCUAAUAAUACAGAUGAUAUUUCUGUUGGUAUUAAUCUCCCGUUACAUCGUUCUCAUAUAUUAUUUAUACUGUCCUUACCAACGUAUUACACAUUUUAUGAGUUCUUUUUAUUAAUACAAGGUUUUAUGAAUUUUAUUGUUCACAUCAAAAUAUUUAAGUUAAACGGUUAUUUAAACUUUCUCAAGAAAAACAGAAAAAAAAAAUUCAAUAAUAAUAAAAACAACCAUAACAAUAAUAAUAAUAAUAAUAAAAACAACCAUAACAAUAAUAAUAAUAAUAAAAACAAUAAUAAUAAUAAUAAUAAUAAUAAUAAUAAUAACAAUAAUAAUAAUAAUAAUAAUAAUAAUAAAAACAACCAUAAUAAUAACCAUAAUAAUAACCAUAAUAAUAACCAUAAUAAUAACAAUAACAAUAAUAAUAAUAAUAAUUAUUAUUAUAAUAAUUGUUGUACUUAUAGUUGUUGUAUAGAUAAGAUAAAUAAAAAAUAUAUCAAGGGAAAUAUCAAAAAAAAAAAGACUCAAAAUAUACAUGGGGGCACACAAACGAAUUUAUAUAAUGAUAAUAGCAAACCUCAAAGCAAAGGUAAACAAAAAGUAAAUACUUUAUAUGAUGAAAGUAACACAUAUAUACAUAAUAAAGAAUUAUGUAAAUUAAAUAAUAAGAAUUAUAAUAAAUUUACUCAUAUAGAAAAAAAAGAACAAAAAUAUUAUAGGGAAAAUGUGUAUACACAUGAUAAUAUUUAUGAUGAUCAUUUAAAUUCCUAUGAUCAUAUGGAUGAUAGUUCUAUUAGUUCUGGAUCGUAUUUAUAUGAAGAUUAUAUUAAAAAUGUUUCAUUAAGACAAGAAGAAAAUAAAUCAUUAAAUAUACGUGUAAAGGAUAAUUUGAAAGAUAGAUAUAUGGAUAAUCAAAAUAUUCUGGAUUUAUUAAAUGUAAAUAAUGAUAUCAACAAUAAUAAUAUUAUUAGUAAUAUUAAUAAUAAUAUAAAUGGUAAUGAUUAUAAUUGUUGCCAUAAAAAAAAUUCUUUAAAUUAUUAUAAUAUUCUUCAUACAGAUAAACUCUUGUCCUCAUAUAACAAAAUGUAUCAUUAUAUAAAAAAAAACUUAAAAAAAAAAAAAAAAAUUCAUACCUAUUCGAUCCUUAUAUUUUUCAAGACACAAAUAUAUGCUGAUAUGUUUUAUAAAAAAUUCCAUUGUAGAAAUUUAAGUUCCUUUAUGUGUAGGAAUGUAUCACAGAAGAAUGUAAAAAAUUUUUAUAACUGGUAUAUAUAUUGUGCAUUCGUAAAUUUGAUAUAUUAUAUAUUAAAUUAUAAAGAGAAUAUGGGAAAUGUGGGUACUAAUGAAUCUACUAGAGGGUACAUAUUGAACAAAAAUGUGUCUGCUGGUAUGCCUUCUGAUACAUAUGAUGAUAUAUCUGAUGAUUUAUAUGAUGAUAUAUCUGAUGAUAUAUCUGAUGAUUUAUAUGAUGAUACAUCUGAUGAUGUAUCUGAUGAUACAUCUGAUGAUAUAUCUGAUGAUAUAUCUGAUAACAUGCGUGAUAAUGUCGGUAUACCUUGUGCAAAGAAAGAGAUGCCCUCUAAAUACCUAAACACAAGUAACAGAAAGAGAAAUAUGAAGGACCAUAUUUAUUCUUCACAACUUUUUAAUAUUAAUAAAUAUAAAAAAUUUAUAAAAAGUAUUAUUAUAGAUACCAAGAUAUGCAUUUCGACGUGUCUAUUAUGUAUGGAAUUAUUAGAUAAUGAUAUAUUUCUUCUCUUAACAAGAAAUGAAAAAAUAUGUAUUAAUAAAAAAAGAAAUAAUAAUUAUUAUGAAUAUAUUAAUUUGUCAUGUAAUGUAUGUACCCUGAUAUUUUUUUAUGAUAUUUCUUCAAAAUUGUUCAAUAGUGACUUUUGUGAUAUUUUAAAAACCAAAAAUUUAAAUCAACAACAAUUUGUUGGUUAUCUUGAAAAUUUGAUUUUUCUUUCAAAGGAUAAUAUGUUAGUUGGACAAAAUGAAAAAAAUGGAAAAUAUUAUAAUAAUGAUAAAACAAAUCGGUGUGAUAAAACAAACCAAUGUGGUGAUAAAUUACAUAAUGAUUGUUCCUUAAUCCCAAUUAACCAUUCGGACCAUAAAAACAAAUGUGUAAUUAAACAUUCCUACAAGAUAUUCCUAAACAAAAGAGAAGAUGUCAUAUUAAAAGUGUUAUCCUUAAAUAAUAUGUUUAAUAAAUUAAAAUGUAAGAAUUGUAAUAAUGUUGAUGAUAUAUGGUUAUGUUUGAUAUGUUCUAAUGUUGGGUGUGGACGGUAUCAUAAACGACAUGCACAGAUGCAUAGUUCUUUGUUUAACCAUUAUUAUUGUAUAAAUAUGAAAACAAAGAAGAUAUGGAAUUAUAUACUAGAUACUUACAUAGAAGAAAGAGUACAUAGGAAUUUAGAAGAUAUUACUACACUGCAUUCUGAAAAUUCAUAUGAUGAGUUUAAUAAAAAUAAAAUUAAUAAUAUUCCUAGUGGUAAUAAAAAUAAAAGUAAAAAUAAAAUGAUUCCUAAUAAUUAUCAUAAUAAUCAUUCUUCUUAUCAUAAUAUAUAUACAAAUGAAAAGAAAAAAAAAGAAAAAAAAAAUUUCCAUCUUUUAUAUUAUGAUAAUAAUUAUAUUGAUGAUUUUUCAAUUUUAGAUCGAGAAUAUCCAUUAUGUGAUUAUAAUAAAAAGAUAUACUAUAAAAUAUAUGAUAUAUUUACUAAUGAUAUAUAUAUAAAUGACAAUUUAAAAAAUGAAUUGUUAUAUAUAUUAUAUUCACAAUUAUCGCAUGAAUCUAAUAUAUAUAAUAAUAUUUUAAUAGAGCUUCAAUAUAUUUAUUUAAAUAAACUUGAACAUCCAAAAAAUAUUAUGAAAAAUGUUACAGAUAAAAUUAUGGAAUUACAAAUCCAAAAUAAUAAAAUAAAUUUAUUAUGUACACAUUUAGCUAGUUCUAUAAAAAAAAAUAAUAAUUUAAAAAAUUCAUUACAAGAAAAAAUUAAAUUUUAUAGAAAUAUAAAUAAUAAUAUUAUUCUACACAAAAAAAAUAAUAAUUUUAAUAAUUCAUCAAAUAAAAAUAAAGAAAAAAUGGAUAAAGACAUAAAAAAAAUACACAAUCUGGAUCAAACCAUAAAACAGUUGCAAGAGCAAGUGGAUGCCUUAUUAACAAAUUUGUAA
Plasmodium reichenowi is the source of this 3612-nucleotide messenger RNA. Its product is annotated as ubiquitin carboxyl-terminal hydrolase, putative. NCBI's taxonomy places the organism in Eukaryota, Apicomplexa, Aconoidasida, Haemosporida, Plasmodiidae. The transcript has a single exon. Gene Ontology annotation, cellular component: cytoplasm. Gene Ontology annotation, molecular function: ubiquitin protein ligase activity; zinc ion binding. The record is from RefSeq and is a predicted model, not a curated record. Bases 1 to 3612 code for a protein of 1203 amino acids. Gene Ontology annotation, biological process: Ras protein signal transduction; protein ubiquitination.